UUUAGUUUCUCCCUUCACACUCCAUCAGAUGUGUAAGAGCGAGGAUGCACAUUCAAUCUACUUCAACGCUUUUGUAAAUAAACUAAACCACCGGAACAUAGGCAACAAUGGAGAACAUGUGCACUGUGCAGGUGAAACUGGAACUGGGACACAGAGCCCUGUUAAGGAAGAAAGUCACUAACGAGGGCUUCACACAUGACUGGAUGGUGUUUGUUCGGGGCCCAGAGGCAUGUGACAUCCAGCACUUUGUGGAGAGAGUUGUCUUCCGCCUUCACGAAAGCUUCCCAAAACCCAAGAGAGUUUGUAAAGAGCCCCCAUAUAAAGUGGAAGAGUCAGGUUAUGCUGGUUUCCUCAUGCCCAUAGAGGUCUAUUUCAAAAACAAGGAGGAGCCUAAAAAGGUGUGCUUUAAUUAUGAUCUAUUCUUGAACCUGGAGGGAAACCCACCUGUCAAUCACCUGCGCUGUGAGAAGCUUACGUUUAACAACCCCACACACGAGUUUCGGCGCAAGUUGGUCAAGGCCGGCGGGGCUAUAGUUGUUCCUGAGGGUGUGGAGAUGAUGCCAAGGCCCAGUCCAGAUUAUCCAAUGCUGCCGACUAUUCCACUAUCUGCCUUCUCAGACCCCAAGAAGAUCAAGUCCUCUCAUGCAGUAAAGGAGUCAAGUAAAGAUGGAGGAAGUGGGAGCAGCAAAGGUCUUAAAGCCCAUAAGGCAACCAAAGAACACAAAGAGCGCACGCGAAAGGACUCGGAGAGCAAGGCCACGUCCCGAGAGAGCGACCGCGAGGGCAGCAAGUCCUCACGAGAACAGUCUUCGUCCUCUUUUUCAAAAAAAGCCCCGGAUGGCAGAGGAAAAGACGAUGGGAAACCGGUACCAAAAGCAGCCUUCAAAGAGCCCAAACUUACGGUCAGAGAGUCCAAGAUGGAUGGUAUGUCUCCAAAAGGUGGCGGAGCGGUGACAGGAGGAGGGGGUCAGCUGGACACUCGAACCCCGAGCAAGCGGCCCUCAUCUACCAUGGAGGCUCCAAAGCUAAGUACCAAGAAACAGAAGAGGAUGGGCUCCGAGGGCAUGAAGGGGCCUGUGAGCGGAGGCUACAGCAGCAACUCUCCCCGUAUUACCUCAACAACAUCCUCCACGUACCCACGUAAAGAUAAAGGCCACUGGCCCAAGAUGAAACCAGAGGUGCAGGAAGUAAAAAGGCGGCCCGACUCUGAUGAAUCAAACUCUGAGGAUGAAGCCUCUUCUAAAUCAGAGCAAUCGGCUCCAUCCAGUCCAUCGAGUUCCAGCUCCAGCUCCAGCUCUGAUUCUGACUUUGAGCCACCACAGAAGCAAGGCCAAGGGACGCUCCGUUCUAUGGUAGAGGAUAUGCGCUCUGAAGGCUCUGAUGAUGACAGCAGCUCUGAGGUUGAGACGCCCAUGAAAACGACUCCUCCCAAUCAGGACUCUCGUUUAAGCAUGGACAGUGACAGUGAUGGCAAUGAGGAGUCCCGACCUCCCAGCCAGGAAGCCCCCUCACCUCUACCCAAACUGAGCUCAGCAAACCUCAAGAUGUUAGGAAAAAAGAGCCCAGACUCAUGCACCCGUGAGAAGAUGCUCAAGAGGGGAUACGACAAGGUAGGAAGGGCUUAUACAGAGGAGCUUGUGGACCUCCAUCGCAGGCUGAUGGCUCUGAGAGAGAGGAAUAUUUUACAGCAGAUUGUAAACCUCAUCGAGAAGACUGGCCAUUUCAACAUCACAAAUACAACAUUUGACUUUGACCUGUUCUCCUUGGACGAGUCAACUGUACGUAAACUCCAGAGCUACCUGGAAGCCACGUCCACAUGACACAAGGAAGCUGCUCGGACGUGAUUUUUUUAGAAGUGUGAGAGAGGCCUCCAAACUGACUGGAGGAAGAGGGAAAGGAAUUGAAAGCAACAUAUAAAUGCACAGGAAACGAACAAAUACAAAGCGAACAAACAAAAAAAAACUUUAUACUGUAAUAGAAAUAAGCAAACAAAAGGACCAGGGGCACGAAUGGGCGGCAUUCAGGGUUUAUCUAAUAACAGCACUGCGCGUUGCACUAAGAAACAAACUGUUGGCACAAUACUGUCCAAAAUGGACAAGAUCUCGCAUAGGCACCAUGGAUGAGAUACCUUAUUACAAGUAGGUACAUUUCAAGACUGGUUUUGCACCAAAGCUGUAACAGCUUCCCUCGCUUGGGCCUUUAUGCAGGGUCGAUGACUGAAAGACUGUGUCCCUUCUCUACCCUGUCACUCAUGUCUACCACUCAGCACAGCGUGGUGACAUGGAAAGAGCCCAACUCGAUCAAACCUUAUCGGCAUACUGUUUGUGUCUGCAUAGCUUUGUAGCCCCAUGUGUUGGAUCAAGUAAUACUAUCAAGCUUUGGUGAUAGAUGCUCCCUCGGAUCAGCUAAAGGGGAAAAACUAUCUGCCUUUGUAGUGCCUUUUUUAAAAUGUCAUGUUUUUGAUUAUAAUUGUUUGUGAGUCUCUCAUUGGUCUUGGGAUGACCAAAAAUGAUCCGUCAACAUUUGAAAUGCCUGAAAUUGACAUUCAAAGCCCUUUUAAAGGCGGUUAAAUACCUGUCCCGAGAGAACACUUGAUAAAGCCGUUCUGCAUGUGUGAUCUGAGAAGGUCUUGUGCAUUAAUCUGUUUUUUUGACGGUCAAUUUGUUAAGCAUUUAAAGUUCUUUUUGUAGUUUAUUUAAGUAACUGUGCACUUUUUCUGGUCACUUCAGUGCUUUGUAAUUAUCUGAUAACUAUAUUUAUGAAUAUUUUCUCUUUUUAUUUCUUUUUUUUUUUUACAUGAUAUUGACUUGCAAAAAUGUACAGAUUUUUGUCAAUGUUUUUAAAUGCAUCUAUUGAAGUCAUAUUAUUGAUUUAUCAAUCACUUGAGAGAAUAUGCACACAGAAUGAAGGGGGAAGGGUUUGUCUGUAUUCCAAUGGUGCAAUUGGAAAAAAGAGUCUUCUGUUCACCUGAAGUAUUAUACAAGUGAAAAUGUAUUUGUGUCAGAUACGUAUCGUCUGAUGACAUUGCUUUUUGAAAAGCAUACCUGCUUGACAUGUUAUUCUUCAUUGUCGAUUGCCAGUUACCCUUUUUGAUUCUCAAUAAUGUAUGGCUAUAAAGUAAACAAUGUUUUCAGUGAAACUUUUGUGGUAGCUGUAUGUUACAUCAUGGGUAAAUAGCAGUGAUCCGUGUUUGUGCAUGAUUAUCACAUGAAUUAUCACUUUCACAACCCUAUAUGUUUGCUUUAUCAGCUAUUCUCAGGAAUACAGAAGAUGCUCUUAAUAAAUCCAUACAAUACAAACCCAUAUAACAUGAUGAAGCACAAGCUAGAAACCUCUUGUAGAUCACUUGGUUGUGCUUUCUUCCCUAGUGUAGUAGCAUAGCCUUAUCAGGGGAAUGGGUUCAUUUUACAGUAUUAUGUAAAUAUGUAACAAUGUGCAUUACAUAGGUUACUGUACACUUAAGGCUGAAACUGUGGAACCAUGAUUAAAGCUCAUUCUCCAUUUAGUUUAUAUCA
Messenger RNA from Pimephales promelas (fathead minnow), 3515 nucleotides. It is a transcript of the gene mllt1b, whose product is annotated as MLLT1 super elongation complex subunit b. Gene Ontology annotation, molecular function: chromatin binding. The record is from RefSeq and is a predicted model, not a curated record. Lineage: Eukaryota; Metazoa; Chordata; Actinopteri; Cypriniformes; Leuciscidae. Gene Ontology annotation, biological process: positive regulation of DNA-templated transcription. Gene Ontology annotation, cellular component: transcription elongation factor complex.